AUGGCUGUAUUAGUCAAAAAAGUUGAUCGCAGAGACGGAAAUGAACAAUCUGGGUCGGUCGAGCAAGAAGCUUCCAUCAAUGGGUCUCCAAAUCUCCGGUACGAGAUGGUCGCUAGUCGUGGGAUUGAAGCAAUUGUUAAUAGUCUGAGCAAAUGGGUUGUGUCUAUUCUGUUUGCUUCCAUCAUUCUUCUGCGUCAUGAUGGUACAGCCUUGUGGGGAAUCAUUGGAUCCGUUUCGAAUGCGGCUCUCUCUGUAGUACUCAAGCGUAUACUUAACCAAGCGAGGCCUGCUACAACCUCGCGAACUGAUCCCGGGAUGCCAUCUACUCAUGCCCAGUCCAUUUCUUUCAUAUCUAUGUUUGCUGUUUUGUCUGUUAUGGAAUGGCUUGGAACCAGUAAAGUCUCCCUGUUUCUUAGCUGCUUCAUCCUUGCGUCGGGUUCCUAUUUUAUACGGUUAAGGGUUUCUCAGAAGCUUCACACAAGCAGUCAAGUGGUGGUUGGUGCAAUCGUGGGUUCUGUUUUCUGCAUCUUGUGGUACACAAUGUGGAACUCGCUUCUCAUUGAAGCCUUUGAGUCCUCUCGAUUACUCCAAGUAUCUGUAUUUCUGGUUGCAGCUGCAUUUGCACUAGCUUUUGUAACCUAUGUUGUACUUAACUGGUUCAGAAACGAUAGAUGA
Messenger RNA from Eruca vesicaria subsp. sativa (arugula), 675 nucleotides. NCBI's taxonomy places the organism in Eukaryota, Viridiplantae, Streptophyta, Magnoliopsida, Brassicales, Brassicaceae. The record is from the annotation of a GenBank genome assembly.